Neoarthrinium moseri is the source of this 606-nucleotide messenger RNA. RefSeq lists its product as uncharacterized. The record is from RefSeq and is a predicted model, not a curated record. The coding region runs from base 1 to 606 and encodes 201 amino acids. The transcript has a single exon. Lineage: Eukaryota; Fungi; Ascomycota; Sordariomycetes; Amphisphaeriales; Apiosporaceae.
AUGUACCCCUCAAAGAUAUUCGUCGCGAUCACUGGUUUUCUCGGAGCAAGUCAGGCAGUAGCAAACCAAGCUCGCGCUCUCAAUGACGCCCAGGAUGCCCAACCAGGCCUCGCUGCUCGACAACAGUCAGCCUGCGCUACAGCAGCCUCAUCAAUCCUCAGCUCAGUCCCAACCGGAAAUGGCGGGUUCGCCAGCGUUGUCAAUUCGCUCUUGGGAACAGGUGGCGUCAUAAGUCCUACACGAGUCUGCCAAGUCAUUUCUGCGCUCCCGUCCUCCCUCGAGUCUGAGUUCUCGUCCUACGACAACGCAGUGGCCACAUGGUUCAGCUCCGAGAGCUCCCGGAUCGACUCAUUGGUUUCUUCUUGCUCCAAUGACACCGGUGUGCAGAGUCUCGCGUCCAUGACAUCGGGCCUUGCGGCUUAUGCGAGUGGAUGUAAUGCCACAACCACCUCGGGAGGCUCUUCCACUGGCGCCAGCUCAAGUGGAAGCAGCGGCACAGGUUCGGCUACUGCGGGUUCCUCGGCCGGCGGCGCGCCGAGGGAAACUGGAUUUGUCGCUGGUGUUGUUAUGGCUGCCGGUUUCCUGGGGGCUGUUGCGAUGUUGUAG